UGAAUUUUGGGACUGUGAAGACAAAAGAAUGAGAUGGUCCGAGAUGAAAGAGAAUUUCUAACAGUAGCUUGUGUUCUUGGCAUGAAUUGAACAGGGACUUAUUUGGAGAUUUAAACCAGAUGGAAGAACUGACGUUACUGCCAUUGUUCAUGUAUGUCUAUCAAAGAAUGCAGAGAUGGGUAUGUUGGAUGGAUGAAUCAGGAAUGGAGGCAUUGAUUGUUUUCAAGGAGCUGGUAAUUGUCGGAACAGCUACAGGCGAAAGAAUUAAUUGGAAGCGACUGAAAUGGGUUGAACCUGUUAAUGGUUUGCUGCUCUGAAGAAGACCAUGAAUAUUCCAGUAAUGACGGGAUGUUGUCGAACUUGGUUGAACUAUUUUACAACUAGUGGGUGGCCAAGAAUUGAAGCUGGUGAAAUUGUCGGAGUUAAGAAGAUGAUGCGUUUGUCCGUGGACAUAAGCGGAAGUUCUGUGAAAAAGUAAGGUGAUGUGCUCGAGAUGUUGCUACCAUUGUUUCAGUAUCUGCACGAAGUUGGGUUCGAUUGGUGGCUGUGUAUAUCGCAGGCGGGAAUGAGGAUGGAACCAAGUUUCUACUCUAACUGAAGCAGCGACGUUGCUGGAUUCAUGGGCCUCAUUUGUGAAUUGCGAGAAGAGGACUGCAUCAAAUCAAGUUGCGAUGGAGAUGGCAGAAGUGGCUGUUUCAAUUGGAGGCAGUGGUGAAAGUGAUUGGCUGAGCGCAUGCAACAAAUCAAUGGAGUUUUCGUGGUUUCGUAUUGCAGACUAGUCUGAUGCUGCUGGUUUUCCAUGAGAUCGAUAGUAUAGAAUCUUGGUGGAACUGAUGCUGUAGUCAAACGGAGAAUGUAUGUGGAGUUGUGGCAGCGAGACAAGGAGCUGUUCGUUGACAAAGACUGAGAAGUGGGAGAAUGCGUAUCGGAGUUGGCUAGUGACCCGAUUUUGGAGUUGGGUUCUGCUAAUGGACUGGGCCUUGCAAUUUGCUGGGUCAUAUCUUAGUGUUCACAGCAGAAGAUAUAAAAAGGCUUCAGUAGAGACAGAAAGCAGAGGCCGGAUUUGGGGAGUUUUCCUUCUGGAAAAGAAGACGGCUGCAACUGCUGGUAUUGGAGGAGGAGAAUACAAGAGAAGAGGAAGACGACUUAGCACCGAGUGACGACGAACUUUGAUUUCAGGUGUCUUUUUGAGGAUGAUGAGUGCUUCUCAGGAGACGUCAUCUAAGAUGACACUUGGAGAAUAUAUGCGUUGGCCACGACAUAAUGAAGUUCUUGCUCCACAUAUGAUAAGCGAAGAAUCACCUCUAAUGAUAUAUGAGAAGUACUACAAACAUAUACCGCUUAGUUUGGAACAAAGGUUGAGAGUUCUAGCAUGCCAAGAGUUAUAUGCAGAUGAUGACUUAGAGGAACUUGUUUAUUUAGAAGAUAUUAUUGUUGAGUCUAACGACUUAGAGACAAUAGACAUUCAUAAUGAGGUAGCAUCUAGUAAUUUGAAUUGUGAGAUUCCUAUAGGUCACUUGGCUGCAGAUGAUAAUGAGUCGAUUAUUCAUGAUAUUGUUGCUCCAUUGAGCCCUUGUUUUGUUGACUCAUCUUAUGAUUUCUUGAUUGCUGAUGUGAAUGCGGGGGCGGUUGGUACUGGUCAGGUAACUGAUGAUUUUGAACAAAUCUCAGUUUGUUUAGCCCACUUUGCAGAUUCUGAUGAUCCUAUGCUUAUUGACAUUGUCAAUGCAUUGUGCCCUGCAAUGGUUAAUCAUGGUAACUCAACGACAGAAGUUAUUUCCGCUGACUUAGAACCAGAUUUAGGAGUUAAUGAUUUUGAUAAACUUGAACCAUUAGAUACAGGUUUAAGCUGUUGUGCUGAGUUUGAUAAUUCUUUAGCUUUUCACAUCGUCGAUACAUUGCUUCCUAUGAUUUCUAGUGAAGAUAAUGUGUCGACCGAAUGUAUUUCAGCUGAUUUAGAACCUGAUUUAGCGUAUGCUUCCAGAAUAGAAACUAAUAUACAUUAUAUGUUCGUUGUCCAUGAGAGUGAUUUAUUUAUCUCGACUAACGACUUUUUUCUAUUGGGAAUUGAUUUACAUAUAUUUUUGGAGGUUUAUAGUGUUUGCAGGUUCAUAUUCGCAGCUAACCUGAUUUGUUGGAUUGAUCCCCAAAUUUUCAGACUUUACAUAUAUGCUUUGCAGCUUACUUUGGUGUACCAUCACCUUGUUUGAGAGAGCAGAUACACAAAGAUUAUGCUUUAUGGGAGUCAACCCAUACGAUUUCGCUUCAUGGGAGUCAACCCAUCAGAUUAGUUUUCUUUCCUCUAUCUUUUAUUUGUUUGUUUGAAUUUCCCAUAUUAAUUUCUACAUUGG
Molecule: messenger RNA, 2351 nt
Organism: Papaver somniferum (opium poppy)
Lineage: Eukaryota; Viridiplantae; Streptophyta; Magnoliopsida; Ranunculales; Papaveraceae
Exons: 2
Coding region: 1194-2210 (338 amino acids)
Source: RefSeq, a predicted model, not a curated record